This is a messenger RNA of Aphanomyces invadans, 1624 nucleotides long. RefSeq lists its product as hypothetical. Gene Ontology annotation, molecular function: calcium ion binding. The transcript is spliced from 5 exons. NCBI's taxonomy places the organism in Eukaryota, Oomycota, Saprolegniomycetes, Saprolegniales, Verrucalvaceae. The record is from RefSeq and is a predicted model, not a curated record. The coding region runs from base 12 to 1100 and encodes 362 amino acids.
GGAAUUUCACCAUGUCAUUUUCGAAGAACAGGAUGGCAGCGACAGAGGAGCGGCAGCUUCGCAUGUUGACGCGCGGAAUCACGCGCGAUUGCAUCGAGGAAGGAGUGCUCGAGCCUUCGAUCGUGGCGAAGGAAGAUAUGUCGGCGACUUACGCCUACUCGGCGGAGUUUGUCAAGACGUUGGACAAUGCGAUUCGAGCCAACUUUGGCACAUCCCUUUGGCACGAUAUCUUGGCCUCUCAAAACGUUCCCAAAUACGCAAUGAGUUGGCCAAGUCAUGGCUGGAGCGACGCACUGCACUGCGGAGGAUUCGUCUCUCCAGCAUCGACUCUUUCCGUGAACACGAAGAACGCCCACAUUGCAGAAUCAUGUCCUCGCGACUACAGUCUUCAUGACAGUGUAGACACAUUCCCCCCACCAAUCUCCGACACCACGCCACAGACCGACCUUACUCACAGUGCAGCCAGCGAAGGGUGCACCAUCCACGUGGACGAAGCAUCUCUGGGGAAUUUUGAUGAGUGUCCCACCCUUGUGCCGCUUGAUGCAAUGCUCAAGGUCAUGCGGCUUGCCCAGACAAUUCAACGUGCUGCUCGCAAAUUCAAGUCGCUGCUUCGGAACUCCAAACACCCCCGUCCCAUGUACAUUCACCUCCUCCACGGUGACAACCUCCGCGCCGCGGACUGGAACGGCGCGAGCGACCCCUAUGUCGUCGUGACAGUGCUCGAAUCAUCCAAUCCGCGCAACCUCGAGGCCGCCCAAACGACGAAAAGCGACAUCGUAUACAAAACGUUGAAUCCACAUUGGGACCAACGCCUGCUUCUGCCAGCCGUCGCGCCAUCGGCAACGCUCUGCCUCACUGUCCUCGACUACGAUUUCGGGUCGAAUCCAGACUUUUUAGGCCAAGUGGUACGUCCUCUGGAUGAAUCCAAUUCAAACUUGGCCUUCUACCGUCCCCGUCAUCAGCACAAGUGGAGUCACCGAGAACUCUGCAUGGUAGAUGAUCCCGGUGCAGUCGGUGACGACAGUGACCAAGGUCAACUUGGGGCCACUGAUGUUCACACCUCGCCACCCCGACGGAUCGAUCAUGGCUGUGAGCGAUAAGUCCAAACCCGGCCAGGGCUCGAUCACAUUUGCGCUCGAACGAUGUCCAAAUGUAGUCAUCCUGGAUGACUUGGAUGUUCUCGCACCGGCGGAUCCGAAGAAGUGGUUCCAAGCAGCCCCAACGGCCUUUCAUACGGUGACAGCGACGCUCAUGACGGAUGCGAUCGUGCUGUACUCCCCCAACGAUAAAGCCGAAUGCAAGCCAACGGCCACAAUUCCGUUCAAUUCUAUAGCGCAGAUUCUCGACGAUGGAGAUACGUGGACACUCCGGUUGAACGGCACGUCGAGCGAGUGGAAGUUUCGCGUGGGGUUGGACAACAUGUCGCGAGAAGCCAUGCACGACCGGUGGCUCAAGGCGCUGUGCCGCACGACCAAGCGCCCUGUCCUCGUCGAAGCGAGCCCGAGCCAAUUUCAGAUCAAAUUUCAACCCCUUGUCGUGGCUUAACUUGCCCGUCUCUAUAGCACCAGUCUCGUUCGAAAGCUGCCAUCAUGCAUCGAAAUACCAAACAUUCUUGUGCUUGCCA